Molecule: messenger RNA, 462 nt
Organism: Phycomyces blakesleeanus NRRL 1555(-)
Lineage: Eukaryota; Fungi; Mucoromycota; Mucoromycetes; Mucorales; Phycomycetaceae
Exons: 5
Coding region: 1-462 (153 amino acids)
Source: RefSeq, a predicted model, not a curated record
AUGCUGAUCGCAUGGCCUUGUGCUGGCGACGGUUCAUUCGAUUUUCUGCCCUAUCAGGUUAAGAUUGGUUCGAUUCCGGAGAGGGAGCCUGAGAAACGGCUACCACAUCCAAGGAAGGCAGCAGGCGCGCAAAUUACCCAAUCCCAAUUCGGGGAGGAUCUAUUGGAGGGCAAGUCUGGUGCCAGCAGCCGCGGUAAUUCCAGCUCCAAGAGCUUCGCUUUAGUCAUGGCUCUCACGUUUGGUACUGUCUGGUUGGCUUCGGUCGAGACCAUUGUAAUGAUGAAUAGGAACGGUUGGGGGGAUUUGUAUUUGGUCGCUAGAGGUGAAAUUCUUGGAUUGACCGAAGACAAACUACUGCGAAGGCAUUUCACCCAGGACGUUUUCAUUGAUCAGGGUCGAAAGUUAGGGGAUCGAAGACGAUUAGAUACCGUCGUAGUCUUAACAGCAAACUAUGCCGACUAG